AUGGCACCUUGGAAGGAUGCGUCGCUUCAGUUUCUUUCUUCGCUCCAGGGGGCCGAGCCCUGGACAUGUGGACACUGUGGCACAGGGGGCAACUUCGCGACCAAGAUGCAGUGCCGCCAGUGCUUCGCCCCCGCGCCGAAGCACAUCCAGGCGGCCAUCACGCGUGCGUCCCGCUCCGCUCCAUCCAAGGCAGCCGAGCAGCCCGACCCCAUCGCGGUGCUCGACAAGUUGAUCGGCAUGCUGGAGUCCCUCGCAGACCCCAGCCUCGGGUCCAUCAUCGAGGCCAAGCGGGCGGAGAGGGCGGCCCUGGUCGCCCAGAAGCGGGCAGGCAAGCCUCUGCACCUGCAGCUGCAGGCGCUGGAGGGCAAGAUGGCCGCCGCGCAGCGCAAGCUCGCUCGCCAGCGCGAUGAGGCGGUCAUCAGCCAGCUCGUGGCGAACCUGGAGAAGCUGGUGGGGGACACCGAGGGCGACGGAGACUCGGUGCCCAAGCCGCUCGUGGAGUCCCUCCAGAGCUUGCUCAAGCUGGUCAAGGGGCUCCCUCAGGCCACAGGGGCCCCCGCUGCUGCUGCCGCCGCUCCUCCUGGGGGAGACGAGCUGGUGGACCGGUACCUCAGCGGGCUGCCCGAGGAGGAGCGAGCCGCCAAGCGGGCGUUCUGGACGAGCGAGGGCCUCUACGAGGAGGAGCUGCACGGGGAUGGCUUUGCUGGGGGCGGCGGGGACGCGUACGCUGGCCAGGGCAAGGGCUACUGCGCGCCCGCGGUCAUGGGCAGGCAGCCACCGCCCGUCGAACCCAACACCUCUCAGUCCGUCUACCUCGAGGGCAGGUCGCAGCACGGUGGGGAUGCCCCAGCUGGGCCGUCUCAGAGUCGCCGACGCACUCGGCGAGGAGCUCGUCACGUCAUCGCCGCCACCAUCAAUGCCAACCUCUCCUGGGCCCGCGUCGAAGAGUUCAUGGAAGAGGAGAUCGGCCAGCUCAUCAAGAGCGGCGGCGUCCCCGUCCUAGCGGUGCAGGAGCACGCCAAGCCCGCCGAGUGGUUCCACGUCACUGCGGCGGCGCAAGAGCGACGGGGCUGGCGAGUUGUGGGUGCGCCUGCCGUGCGCACGGCAGAGGGCGGCUACUCCGCAGGUGUGGCGCUGGUCACACCGCGCUGCCUGAGCCUCAGCCUGGCGCCAGGCCAGGCGUCGUGGGACAUCUCCCCCGCGGGCGCCGCAGGCAGGCUGUGCCUGGGCAUGACCGAGGUCAAGGGCAUUGGCUGGGUGGCCUUUUUCUCGGUGUACUUGUUCACGGGCAAGCCCGUCACCUGGGCUUUGAACGCGGCCCUGCUGGACACCAUCGUGCACUGGGUCUGCCAAAUGAGGAUCCCCUGGAUGGCCAUGGGUGACUUCAACAAUGAACCGCACGCCAUCCUCGACAGCCCCUGGAACCAAGAGGCCAAGGGCCAAGUUCUGGCCUGGCAAGGGGAAGGAGGCACAUGCAGGUCCAAGGUGGUUAAGCAGGGCGUGGAGGAGUUCAAGGAUCGGGUCAUUGACUUCUUCUGGAUGGAUGCGAGGCUGGCCGUGAUCUUCUGCCCAGUGAAGUCUUUCGAGAACAUGCCCUACAGGCCGCACAGGCCGACUUGGAUCCGCGCGGACAAGCCCUGGCACGCGUGCCAGAUCCAGGUCCUCAAGGGCCCGAAGCAGUACCCAAUCACUAGGCCACCACCUGUCAGGCAGCCCGAGAUCCCGCAGGGCUACCCCAAGCUCGACCUGCUCCACGGCUCGCAGCAGCACCUGGACCAGUGCUGGAGGGGGUUUUGCUCUGCAGCUGAGGCCGAGCUUCGAUCGCUGUUCGGCUGGACAGAGUCGGAGGCACGCAGGUAUGAAGGCCGAGGCUUGACUCCCGAGGUGGUGCAGAGACAGCUUCUUCCGAAGCAUGACAGCCCCGUGGCUGAUCGAGGCCCAGCCAGGGCCUGGCGUUGGGCCGCGGGGGAACUGGCCUGGAUUGGCCAACUCGUCUGCUGCGUCUUGCGGGGCCAGUCGGUGCCCAAGGCCAAGUCGGAGGCCCCAGCAGGCCAGGCAACCACCUCGGGAGAAGGGCCUCCUCGAUCCUACAACGAGGAGGUCGCAGGCCAGCUCAGACGGGCCUGGAGGAAGCUGUUCCAGGCGAGGCACCACUGGGACCAGCUGGAGCCCUGGAGCGCGGGGAUACUGCCAGCGCUGCGCACCAUCGCCGACGUGGAGCCCCACAUCAUCGGCGCGCAGGCCAUCUUCGCGCUGCAGCAGUUCGCCAAGGUGCGGGCCCAGACCUGGGAGCAGCACCUCAUGCGGCAGCGCUCCAAGCGGUUCUACGAGCGCCUGAGCGCGAAGUUCCCUGGCUCGGGGGGCUACCUGCACCGCAUCUGCCACUGGAAGCAGGCGUGGAAGGAGCCCAUCUCGUCGGCCAAGAAGCGGAAGCUGCCAGCGGACCCGCAGCUCGCGGUCACUCAGGAGGCGCAGGAGUGGGCUAGCAUUUGGCGCGCUGGGUCAGGUGACUACACCAAGUUGUGGCAGGACACUCAGGUCCAGGCCCAACGGAUGGCCCACGCGCAGGUGCUGCCCACCAUCGACGCGAUGCAGGUGCGCACCAUAUGCCGCAGCUACAAAUGGAAGACUGGGCUCGGGCUUGACGGCUGGCACUUUGGACACCUGGCCUGGCUCAGUGACGAGGCCCUGAACAGCCUCGGGGACAUCCUCAUGCUGUGCGAGCGGCUCUGCUCGUGGCCCACGGCCAUACGCAUGCUCAUCCUUUUCCUGGUCGCCAAGGAGGACGGCGGCGGCAGGCCCAUCUUCCUUUUUCCCACGCCAGUGCGCAUCUGGGAGGCUGUUCGUGAUCCCUUGAUUCGGCAGUGGGAGCGGGCCCACGUGAGGCCCUACGACUGGGCAUCACCAGGGCGCAGCAGUGAGCAUGCGGUAUGGAGAGCGAUGUUGGAUGACGAGGCCUUGGAAGGUACCUGUUUCGCGUCCCUCACCGCCUUGAUGGAUUUGGAGAAGGCUUAUGAAUAUGUAGCGCUCAACUUGAUUUGGAUUCUCGGCAUGGUGCAGCAAGCGCCCAUGAGUGUCUUGGCCCUUUCUCUGGAGUCGUACGCCUUCCCUCGGGCGGUACGAAAGGGCCAGGCCGUCGCCGACGCCAUUUGUACCUACGUGGGGUUGCCCGCUGGGUCGAAGCACGCCAAUCGCUUCCUGAAGAUGGUGCUGUAUCCUAUCCUGGACGUCGUGGCCCGAUGGCCAGGGGCCAAACUGGAGAUCACGAAGUUUGUGGACGACUUAGCCCUGCGGUUGGUGGGCAGGAGCGCACAGUUGAAGGCGAUCUUCCCCGACCUGGCCCGUGCCCUCAUCCGCCUUUUGGAGUCGCUGCUACAGCUCAAGGUCUCGAAGGGUGAGGGAGGCAAGUCAAAGUUCGUAUCUAGCGACGGCACCUUGGCACAGGAGCUGGCACAGCCCAUGGCGGACAUCGGCCUGCAGCACGGCCGCUGGCACAAGGCGGCGGCCCUUAAGCGCAGAGGGGUGGGGGUGCGCCCUGUGGUGCAGCAAGGCCUCAAAGCGUCAGUGGCGUAUGGGGCGACCUGCGCUGGCACUCCUCCUGCAGUCCUCAAGUUCGUCAUGGCCAAGACAGCUGCCGUGCGCGCGGGGGCUGGGACAUUUCGUUCGGGCACCUUGGGCUGGGCGAUCGCGCCGAGGACGGACGGCGCCGAGCAGCUCAGGAUCGCCCCUCUUCGGGCAUGGCUGCGCGAGGCCUGGGACCAGCCCGAGAGACGGAAGGAGAUGGCCCACGCUUGGGGCCGUCAGUGGCCCAAGGUGCAGCGUGCCCUCACCUAUGGCCCCGCCAAGUUCGACGCCUGGAAGAUGGUGCGGGGGCCAGCGGCGGCCACCAUUCUGACGGUGCACGAGCUGGGAUGGCACAUGGAGGACGCCUGGACCAUCCUCGACGGCGUCCACGGCAAGUGGGACAUCCGCGAGGUCGCCCCCCUCGAGAUCCUGCGUGCUGCAGAGAGGGCGGUCGCAAAGAAGAAGCUCAUGGACUGGGCGCUAGCUGAUGAGGGGCGCCAGCCGCUCCGACCCACUCCCUUCCUGCUGCCAGUCAAGCAGCUCAUGCGCUCCAAGACCACGGAGGCCUGGACGAGGCACCACAUCAACAGUGCCAGGACGGUCGCGCUAGGAGGCUACCCUGUGCAGACGGUGUGCUACGAGCGCGGCCAGGUCACGAGCCCUCUGUGCCCUUUGUGCGGCAAGAAGAAGGGCACGUUGAUGCAUGUGUAUUUUCUUUGUGAUGCAGACGUGUGCGUCACGAUUCGGGAUGGGCUCACGGAGCCGACUCUCAAGAACAGUUUUCGGGACGUGGUGCAUUUGGGCGAGACGGCCGCCACGAAGGAGGAGCAGGGCUGCAGAGGCGGCGACGCGCUUUUCUGGAAAUGGGCUCGCGGCCUGAUCGCAGACCCCGUGGCCGAGUACCAGGUGCCCACGCCGCCCGACGAGUACCAGUGGGGCGAUCCUGACGGCGAGAUGGUGCUGUCGGGCUGGGUGGCCACGGACGGAUGCGUCCUGUCCCCCGACGUGGAGGAGAUAUCCACGGGAGGCUUCGCCGCCAUCACCUGGAGCGCUGCAAAGAAAAGUGAGUUCCAGUCAUUGUUCGGUGCUGUGCCAGUUGCGAGGCCCACGUCGGCCCACUGUGAGAUUUGGGCUGUGUACCAGGCUGUUAAGCACUCGGUAGGGCUCGUAGGGCUCCUGUUAGAUAGCAAGCAGGUUGUUCAGGGGCUCUUGGCGGGCAAGGAAUUUUGUGUGAAUAGCGAGCAGAUCACCGCGCACCGGUGGAAGCUUGUUUGGGACGCCCUGGAGGAUCAGUGCCUCAUCCCAGGGGAGUCCCUUCAAGUUGUCAAGAUUAA
This is a messenger RNA of Prorocentrum cordatum, 4898 nucleotides long. NCBI's taxonomy places the organism in Eukaryota, Dinophyceae, Prorocentrales, Prorocentraceae. The record is from the annotation of a GenBank genome assembly.